UCGUUAAGCACCGUGGGCCUGUGUCGGAGUAACUGGGUGUACUGUUGUUGACUGAGAGAGGGCUCUCAAACCUCAUCCCGCCAAACUCUUGCGAGGUUUAAGCUUCCCAAAAUCCUAGACCUUUCUCUCUCUAUCUCUCUCAUCAUCAUCACCUGCAAUUCCAUUUCUCUCUCUGUCUCUGUCUCUGUAAGUAUGAGUUUCGCAGCCUACAAGAUGAUGCACUCGCCCACGGGCAUCGAGAACUGCGCCUCCGGAUUCAUCACUCAUUGUAGCGCCGACUUUGGCCCCCAAAUUCCUCCCAUUCAGACCGACGAUCUCGACUCCGACUGGCCCGAGUCCAAGCCCGUUGGCCCAAUUCCCAACCUCGUCGUCACCGCCGCUAACGUUUUGGAGGUUUACGUAGUUAGGGUUCAGGAAGAAGGCAGCAGCAGAGACUCCAGAGCUCCCUCGGAACCCAAGCGUGGCGGCGUUUUGGCCGGUGCAUCGGGGGCUUCGCUCGAACUCGUUUGCCAUUACAGGUUGCAUGGUAAUGUUGAAACAAUGGCAAUAUUAUCCUUAGCGGGUGCUGACGGUGGUAGAAGAAGAGAUUCGAUUGUCUUAGCGUUUCAAGAUGCUAAAAUUUCGGUUCUAGAGUUUGAUGACUCGAUUCAUGGACUUCGUACAAGCUCUAUGCAUUGUUUUGAGGGUCCGGAUUGGCUUCAUCUGAAAAGAGGAAGAGAAUCUUUUGCAAGUGGCCCAUUGGUGAAGGUUGACCCCCAGGGCAGGUGUGCUGGGGUUCUCAUUUAUGGCCUACAAAUGAUAAUACUCAAGGCGGCUGAGGCCGGUUCUGGUUUGGUUGGUGAAGAGAAUGCUUUUAGUGCUGGAGGUGCAGUCUCUGCUCGUAUUGAGUCAUCAUAUAUAAUCAAUUUACGAGAUCUGGACAUGAAGCAUGUAAAGGAUUUCAUAUUUGUACAUGGUUACAUUGAGCCUGUGAUGGUAAUUCUUCAAGAACAAGAGCUUACAUGGGCUGGGCGUGUCUCGUGGAAACAUCAUACCUGUAUGAUUUCUGCACUUAGUAUUAGCACAACUCUGAAGCAGCAUCCUCUCAUAUGGUCAGCUACUAAUCUCCCACAUGAUGCUUACAAGCUUCUUGCCGUGCCAUCCCCAAUUGGUGGAGUUCUUGUCAUUGGUGCAAAUACUAUUCAUUAUCAUAGUCAGUCUGCAUCAUGCAUGUUGGCUUUGAACAACUAUGCUGUUCCCAUUGAUAGCAGCCAAGAGAUGCCAAGAUCAAGUUUCAGUGUAGAGCUUGAUGCUGCCAAUGCAACUUGGUUAUUAAAUGACGUGGCCAUGCUGUCAACUAAAACUGGGGAACUUCUUCUGCUGACACUUGUUUAUGAUGGGCGGGUCGUGCAGAGACUUGAUCUUUCAAAGUCAAGAGCUUCAGUACUUACUUCGGGAAUCACCACAGUUGGAAACUCAUUAUUUUUUUUGGGUAGUCGACUGGGAGAUAGUUUGCUCGUGCAGUUUUCUUGUGGCAUGGGAGCACCAACAUUCCAUCAUGGUCUGAAGGAAGAGGUUGAAGAUAUUGAAGGAGAUGUCCCUUCAGCAAAGAGAUUAAGGAGAUCACCAUCUGAUACUUUACAGGAGAUGGUUAAUGGCGAGGAGCUUUCCUUAUAUGGUUCAGGUCCAAAUAAUGCACAGUCCGCACAGAAGACUUUCUCAUUUGCAGUGAGAGAUUCACUGAUUAAUGUUGGUCCUAUAAAGGACUUCUCUUAUGGCUUAAGGAUUAAUGCUGAUCCAAAUGCGGUGGGAAUUGCUAAGCAAAGUAAUUAUGAACUGGUGUGCUGUUCUGGUCAUGGUAAGAAUGGUGCUCUCUGCGUGCUUCAACAGUCAAUUCGGCCAGAAAUGAUGACUCAGGAACAAUUACCUGGUUGCAAGGGAAUAUGGACUGUUUACCACAAGAACACACGCAGUCAUAAUGUUGAUUCUUCAAAGACGGCUUUGGAGGAUGAUGAAUAUCAUGCGUAUUUGAUUAUUAGUUUGGAGAAUCGAACCAUGGUAUUAGAGGCAGCUAGUAACUUAGAGGAAGUUACUGAAACUGUUGACUACUACGUGCAGGGAAGUACAAUUGCUGCAGGAAAUCUCUUUGGAAGGCGUCGAGUAGUCCAAGUCUUUGCUCGUGGUGCUCGAAUUCUUGAUGGUGCUUUUAUGACUCAAGAUUUAAGCUUUCGAGCUCCAAACUCUGAAUCUGGCUCAGGUUCUGAAAGCUUGACAGUAUCAACUGUUUCUAUAGCUGAUCCAUAUGUGUUACUGACAAUGACUGAUGGAAGUGUUCAGCUUCUUGUUGGAGAUCCUUCUACUUGCACUGUUUCUACCAGCAUUCCAGCAAUAUUUGAAAGCUCAAAGAAAUUGAUAACUGCCUGUACACUUUAUCAUGAUAAAGGAUCUGAGCCCUGGCUACGGAAGACAAGUACUGAUGCAUGGCUUUCUACAGGCAUAGGGGAGACAAUUGAUGGGUCUGAUGGUACAUCUCAAGAUCAGGGUGAUAUCUACUGCGUUGUUUGUUAUGAAAGUGGUACUCUUGAAAUCUUUGACGUGCCUAAUUUUAAUUGUGUUUUCUCCGUGGAUAAAUUUGUGUCUGGAAAGGCCUAUCUUGUAGAUACCUUUAUCCAGGAGCCAUCUGGUGAUCCUCAAGAAACUAUGAAUAAAAAUUCUGAAGAAUUACCUGGCCAAGUUAGGAAAGAGAAUACCCAAAACUUGAAGGUUGUUGAGUUGGCUAUGCAAAGAUGGUCGGGACAGCAUAGUCGCCCUUUUCUUUUUGGAAUAUUGACUGAUGGAACUAUUCUUUGCUACCAUGCUUACCUAUUUGAAGCUUUAGAAAAUGCUUCCAAAAAUGAGGAAGUUGUUUCUGUUCAGAAUUCUGUUGACCUUAGCAGUAUAAGCACCUCUAGGCUUAGAAAUCUGAGAUUUGUUCGUGUGCCCUUGGACACAUAUGCAAGGGAGGAGACAUCACCUGGAACCCCAUGCCAACGAAUAACCAUCUUCAAGAAUGUUGGUGGUUACCAAGGAUUAUUCCUUUCUGGGUCAAGGCCAGCUUGGUUCAUGAUAUUCAGGGAACGGCUUCGAGUUCAUCCACAGCUAUGUGAUGGACCUAUUGUUGCCUUCACUGUCCUUCACAAUUUGAAUUGUAAUCAUGGUCUUAUACAUGUUACCUCACAGGGUAUUCUGAAAAUUUGCCGGCUGCCAUCUGUAUCAUGCUAUGAUAACUAUUGGCCUGUACAAAAAAUUCCAUUGAAGGGCACUCCACAUCAAGUCACUUACUUUGCUGAGAAGAAUCUAUACCCACUUAUAGUUUCUGUUCCAGUCCUUAAGCCAUUGAAUCAAGUUCUGUCAUCUAUGAUUGAUCAAGAAUUAGGUCAUCAGAUUGAGCACGAUAACUUGAGUUUUGAUGGGAGUUACACUGUAGAUGAAUUUGAGGUUCGGAUUUUGGAACCGGAAAAGUCUGGUGGCCCUUGGCAAACUAAGGCUACAAUUCCGAUGCAAAGUUCUGAAAAUGCCCUGACUGCGCGAGUGGUUACACUAUUUAAUACAACAACAAAAGAAAAUGAAACACUUUUGGCUAUUGGAACUGCUUAUGUUCAAGGGGAGGAUGUCGCUGCAAGAGGGCGUGUGCUCUUGUUUUCUAUUGAAAGAAAUCCAGAUAAUUCAGAGACUUUGGUUUCAGAGGUUUACGCAAAGGAGUUGAAGGGCGCUAUAUCUGCUCUAGCUUCAAUUCAAGGUCAUUUGUUGAUAGCUUCUGGUCCUAAGAUAAUCUUACACAUGUGGACAGGUUCAGAUUUGAAUGGUAUUGCCUUUUCUGAUGCUCCCCCGCUUUAUGUUGUGAGCUUAAACAUCGUUAAAAAUUUUAUCCUCCUUGGUGACAUUCAUAAGAGCAUAUACUUUCUUAGUUGGAAGGAACAGGGAGCUCAACUUAGCUUGUUGGCCAAGGAUUUUGGCUCACUUGAUUGUUUCGCAACAGAGUUUUUAAUUGAUGGAAGUACACUUAGUCUGAUAGUUUCAGAUGAGCAAAAAAAUGUUCAGAUAUUCUAUUAUGCGCCGAAGAUGUUAGAGAGUUGGAAAGGACAGAAGCUUCUUUCAAGGGCUGAGUUUCAUGUUGGUGCUCAUGUGACUAAGUUCUUGCGGUUACAGAUGCUUCCUACUUUAUCUGAUCGAACCAAUGCUAAUCCUGGCUCUGACAAAACCAAUCGAUUUGCUCUAUUAUUUGGCACCCUCGAUGGCAGCAUUGGCUGUAUUGCACCUCUUGAUGAACUCACAUUUCGUAGACUGCAGUCACUGCAGAAAAAGCUUGUUGAUGCUGUUCCCCAUGUCGCUGGACUAAAUCCAAGAUCUUUUCGUCAGUUCCGUUCAAAUGGAAAAGCUCAUCGGCCUGGCCCUGACAGCAUAGUUGACUGCGAGUUGCUUUGCCAUUAUGAGAUGCUCCCACUGGAGGAACAGCUUGAGAUUGCUCACCAGAUUGGAACGACUCGGUCACAGAUUAUGUCAAACUUGAACGACCUAACUCUGGGCACAAGCUUCUUGUGAGCAUGGAUGGGUCACAGAUUAUGUCAAACUCGAAUGACCUCACUCUGGGCACAAUCUUCUUGUGAUCAUGGAUGGCCAUUCCAGAUUCAGAACUGCAGCCAAGGAGCAUGAAACAACUAAAAGUGACUAGCCACAUGUCGGUGGGCCUACAUCGUGUUGUAUCUGAUCAAAUCCAAACUUAUUUGUUGUAAGAUGGGCUCUUUGUUUGCCAGUUGGUGAAACCGACUUGAUAUGUAUAUUUCUUUUAACAGCUUGGGGGCUCAUUUUGUUUAUACCUUUAAUUAUUUGUUUUUGAUGAUGGAAGAGAGAGACUUGGUAUGUGAUCAAAUCCGGUCAAAUUUGUUGCAAGACUGCCCUUUACUUUCCAUCAAUUACUUGAUUUCUUUUUCUUUUCUUUUUUUUUUAUAGGUAUUUUUUUCACUAUAGGAUGUGAUCCUUUUAUCAUUUGUUUCUGAUAAUUGAUUAUGUAUUAGAAAACUGGAUGUCAACCUGGCCACUGAUUGAGUCUGAUAUCUCUUUAAGAACCCAAUUGAUUUGCCAAAUCAACUAAUGUAAUAACUUUA
This is a messenger RNA of Camellia sinensis, 5123 nucleotides long. Lineage: Eukaryota; Viridiplantae; Streptophyta; Magnoliopsida; Ericales; Theaceae. The record is from RefSeq and is a predicted model, not a curated record.